This is a messenger RNA of Ipomoea nil (Japanese morning glory), 1086 nucleotides long. RefSeq lists its product as uncharacterized. The record is from RefSeq and is a predicted model, not a curated record. Bases 140 to 784 code for a protein of 214 amino acids. The transcript is spliced from 2 exons. Lineage: Eukaryota; Viridiplantae; Streptophyta; Magnoliopsida; Solanales; Convolvulaceae.
AAGAGAAUAAAAGGAAAUGAUUCAAAUUCCUUGUUUAGGAAGAACGAAAAAAACAAAGGAAAAUCCAUAACUAUUCUCCACAUUUCUCAACCCAGAACGGCGGAGAAAGAUAGAGAAACCACCCUCCAAAUGCUCUAAAAUGGCUUCAAAUUAUGAUCCCAAGUUGCGGACAUUCUCAAUAAUUUACACUUUUACUACAAUUUUCUUUAUUUUUCUGACGAAAUCGCAAUCGUCUGCGCAAAUCCAACCCAAAAACGUAAGCCGCUCGGCGUCUCCAUCCAUCUAUGAUCUCCUGAUCGCCAACGCUCUCCCGGCAGGCAUAUUCCCAAAGGGAAUUUCCAAUUUUUUCUAUGACCACGCGUCCAGACGAUUCGAGCUACGCCGCUCUCGCUCCUGCGCCGCGCGGUUCGAGAGCGAUGUCUGGUACAACGUAACCGUCGCCGGAACCCUCAGCUUCGGCAUGAUUUCGCACCUUUCCGGUGUCGCAGCCCAGGAUCUCUUCCUCUGGCUCCCUGUUAACGAGAUACGCGUCGAUAUCCCCAGCUCCGGCUUGAUUUAUUUUGAUGCCGCCGUCGUUUCAAAGCAGUUUUCUCUGUCGUUCUUCGAAAUCCCACCGGAUUGCAGGGCCCUUGAUAUUGAGAAGCUGGUGUCCUCUUCCCUUUCGUUGUUGCCGCGGCUACCUCAGGGGAACCUUAUAUUGUUCGGUGAUCGUGGCCGGAAAAUUGAGGGUCAAUCAAGGAAACUAAUGAUGCAAAGUUCUGGCACUGGGAGAGCUGUUUCCUAAUUUACUUUCUGGUGGAAGAAUGCCCAAAGUGAGACUAUGAUACAUCACAGGUUCUUUUGGUUUCUUAUUUUUUUCUCCAAGAAUAUAUUGAUAUGUAUGACUGCUCCAUUGCAUUGCACCUGCUAUUUGCGAGGAUGUUUGGCAAUUUUGUAAGAGGGGAAUGAAAACAAGGUACAAAGAACACGAUUUCCCUGUUGAUAAUAAUGUAUAGUGAAUUUGAAAGUGAGGUGUAUGAUCACGUAUAUCUAUCUAUGUACUUUUCUUUUUUAAAUAAAAAAUAAAAAAGGAACUCAUUUUUUUCA